Molecule: messenger RNA, 3069 nt
Organism: Sardina pilchardus (European sardine)
Lineage: Eukaryota; Metazoa; Chordata; Actinopteri; Clupeiformes; Clupeidae
Gene: slc22a6l
Product: solute carrier family 22 member 6, like
Exons: 12
Coding region: 746-2434 (562 amino acids)
Biological process (GO): transmembrane transport
Cellular component (GO): membrane
Molecular function (GO): transmembrane transporter activity
Source: RefSeq, a predicted model, not a curated record
AUCAAAUAAUCAAAUCUAUUAUUUAAACGCCCUCAUUCAAAAUAAGCCCCCUCUUUUCACCCGCCUGCAUUAGCUCUCAGAAGAGUGAACCUUGACCAAGAAGCACUAGCACGGGUGUCAGAGCGUAGAUCCAUGUUAUGUGUGAUGGACAGGCGCAUGAUUUUUAUUUGACUUUCUUUAGGUCUUCUCUUCAAUUACAGGUGUUGCUGCGCUGGACGCAAUCCACUUUAAAUUGUUUAAUACAGGCUUCAGAAGAACUGCAUUUCCUGAGCAAAGCCAGCGGAAUGUAAAAGCUGAUUACCAAACUACUUAAGCUCUCAGUGCUACUUACAGUUUUACAAUAGUGUUGACAUCACAUUUCGUAUUAUCAUUUUCUUUUCCCAUUUCUGGCGUCAAACAACCAGGCUACAGAGGGGCAACCUAUGUGCAUAAAAGAGAGAGACAACUUCACGUCCGAGAUAUGUAUUUGAUAUGUAGGGCCUACGUGACCUGUUCUUGAUAUGGAGCUCCAGUUGAUGUAGGCUACAUCCCAACAACAUUUGUGUGAAGACAUCUUCAAAGCCAUCCAUGUGCUAACUUCUACGAGAUUGUUUUGAAGAACCAAUCAUUGCUGACUCAAAUUAGGAAUUCUGGCUUUAAGUGUGUUCAUCAGAAUCACAAUCGGCUUUUUUGGCCAAUGUUCUUGCUGCUCUGCUGUGUACUGUCGGACUAAAGACGUGACUGAGGCCAGACACUCGGUCCAAGCAUGGCGUUCGGAGAGCUGCUAGAGCAGGUGGGCAGCACCGGCCGCUACCAGGUGAUGCACGUUAGCCUCCUCUGCUUGCCCGUGCUGAUGAUGGCCAGCCACAACCUGCUGCAGAACUUUGUGGCCUCCGUGCCGCCACACCACUGCGCCACUCAGGCCAACCUGUCGCUUCACACGCUCACCAGGGAGCAGGUGCUGCGCGUCACCGUUCCCCUGGAUGACAUGGGCAAGCCAGCACGAUGCCAGCGCUUUGCCACGCCUCAGUGGGGCCUCUUGAACGUGACGGAUGAGGAGGCUGAGGAGGAAGUCGCCUAUGCGGACACUCCUGACGUGGAGGUGCAAGAAUGCCAGGAUGGAUGGCAAUAUAAUUUUACAGAGAGAAGUUCUACUAUUAUUUCAGAGUGGAAUCUGGUUUGUGAUCAGCGCUCACUAAAACAGAUGGGGCAGACCAUUUACAUGGGAGGAGUGCUCAUCGGUGCUGUUAUAUUUGGGGGACUCUCAGACAAAUUUGGAAGGCGUUACUUGCUGAUAUUCUCCAAUCUCUUGAUGGCAGUGUCAGGGACAUGCACUGCCUUUGCUACAUCCUUCUCCCUCUUCUGCCUCUUCCGUUUUGGCUGCGGAAUGGCCCUCUCUGGACUUGUGCUCAACACCCUUUCUCUGAUUGUGGAGUGGAUCCCAACACGAGUGCGGACGGUCGUGGGCACAGGGACGGGUUACAGUUACACCUUCGGGCAGCUGGUGCUGGCACUAAUGGCAUAUUAUAUCCGCGACUGGCGCUGGCUCACUUUGGCUGUGUCGAUACCAUUUUACUUCGUCUUCAUUUACUCCUGGUGGUUUUUGGAGUCUGCCAGGUGGCUCGUUUUAAAUGGGAAUUCCGAACAAGCAGUGAAAAACCUCCAAGUUGUUGGUCGAAUCAAUGGUCGCCGUGCAGAGGGAGAAAAAAUUACUCUUGAGGUCCUCCAGGAGUCCAUGAAAAAAGAGAUGUCAUGUGUCGGACAAUCAUAUUCGGCUCUGGACUUGGUCCGGACUCCUGUGAUGAGGACCAUCACUGUCUGCCUCAGUGCCGUCUGGUUCUCCACAAGCUUUGCCUACUAUGGACUUUCCAUGGACCUGCAGAAAUUUGGAGUGGACAUUUACCUGAUUCAGGUCAUCUUCGGAGCUGUGGACAUCCCUGCAAAAGUAAUCGUCACAGUGGCCAUGAGUGUAGUUGGUCGCCGACCCUCCCAGUGUGCAGCACUUAUCUUGGCUGGCAUUGCCAUUCUUGCCAACCUGUUGGUGCCCUAUGAGAAACAGACGAUGCGCACUACUCUGGCUGUGUUGGGGAAAGGCUGUCUGGCAGCUUCAUUCAACUGCUGCUAUCUCUACUCUCCAGAACUAUACCCUACAGUCAUUAGGCAGAAUGGCAUGGGCUUUGCUUCCAUGACAGCACGAUUAGGAGCUAUGGUGGCCCCUAUGGUCCAGUUAUUAGGGGAAAUUUUUCCUUGGCUACCCGGGCUAAUUUAUGGGGGAGUUCCUAUCCUAAGUGGCUUUUUUGCCAUCUUUCUGCCUGAAACUCUGGCCUCCCCUUUACCAGAUACAAUUCAAGAUGUGGAGGAAAGGGGUUACAGGAAAAACACCAAAGACUCUUCUAAAAAGGAGGAACCAACUACAGAAAACAAUGCAACCACACCUCUGAAGGAUGGUGCCUGAACUUUUGCACCUGCUGUCAGGUGAAAACCUCUAUCUCCAACUCCAAAUAAUUAUCAGGAAAUUGAGAAAAAAGCCUUGUUUAAAAAAAAAAAAAAAGAAUCCAACAGUGUGCCAAAACAAAAGAGAGAGAGAUACAAGGUUUCCACCCGACAGCAGUGUUUGGGUGUUUUUGCCAUCAGUUUCACUGCUAUGUGGAAUCUGUGUGAGAAAACAAUUAUGAAUUGUUGAUAUUUUGUUAUUCCAUAUAUUAUAAUUGUUAUUUGUAUUUAGGCUAUACACUACUGUACCAAAUGCCUUAUUCAAAAGAUGUAUAUACUGAAUGAUUUAUACCUCACUGACAAGUUAUUAUUAUGUUAAAUCCUUUUUGUUUUGAAUCAUUUUUCAUAUACUUCAUUUGUAACAUUAAUCAAAUUAUUAUCUCUCUCUCUCUCUCUCUCUCUCUCUCUCUCACACACACACACACACACAAAUAUUUUGUGUAGCAUACAAUUAUUAUUAAUAUACUAGGAUAUGUAAAAAACCCAAUAAUCAAAAACGGAGUGUGACAACGGAAAAGGGUCUCUUAGCUAUUUUGAGUAGAUGACUAGGCCUAAUAUUAAACAGAAAUAAUAAUUAAAAUGUUUUUUUAACAGUGA